CCCUCCACACCCCUGGCCCCGUUUUCCCUCCAAGAAGAAGGGCUCCACUUGGGGCGCUGCCUUCUCCCCCCAUGCCCUGAGGGGCUCCUGGGCUUCUCAGAGGUCUCCAAGGGGUGCUUAGGGGGGGAAGGAGUGCCCUGGGCCUGGGAGGGAAGAAGGGCGCGCUGAGGAGGCGCUGCGGGAGAGAGAGAGGGAGCUUGGCCAAGGAGGAGCCGGGAGGUGGCUCCCUUGCGCCCUUGCCUUGGCUCGCCUUCGGCCGCCACUCAGACAGAGCCUCCGAAGGAGGACCCGAGGAAGAGGAGGGAUGCCGGUUGCCUCUGCCUUCUUCUCCUCCGGGAGCCUGCUGCUCCUGGCCAGCGCCGCCGCCGCCGCCUUCGGGGCUUUGGGAGCGGGCGCCCUGGCCUCGGCGGCCCAGGAGGAGUCCCUCUUCUCCGGAGAUGUCCUGGCCCUCUUCGGAGACAACCGGAGCCUCUCGGCCGCAGGGCUCCAGCGACUGCUUCAGGCCAUGGGAGCCGGAGCCCGGCUGCAGGAGGAGGCGGCCUCCUUGGCCCCGGGGCAGCUGGGCUCCCUGCGCUACAACCAGUGUAUGUCAGCUGAAGACAUCUUUUCUGUGCAUGGCAUGUCAAACAGCACCAAGGUGACAGCAUCCAGCUUCUCCACAAUAUGUCCUGCUGUCUUGCAACAGCUGAUUUUUCACCCUUGUGAAAAAUCUACAUCCAAAGGCAACUUAAAACCUACUCCCACAGAAGUGUGGGGCUUUGGUUUUCUUGCAGUGACCAUAAUCAACUUUGCUGCACUUCUUGGCUUGGUUUUAACUCCUCUUCUGAAGAAGGACUAUUUCCCUAAGAUUUUAACAUACUUUGUGGGUUUGGCCAUUGGAACCCUCUUCUCCAAUGCAAUUUUUCAACUUAUACCAGAGGCAUUUGGAUUUGAUCCCAAAAUAGACAACUAUAUUGAAAAAGCAGUUGGUGUGUUUGGUGGAUUCUAUAUCCUCUUCUUUGUGGAAAGAGUUCUUAAAAUGAUACUGAAGACCUACAGCCAUACUGGUCAUAACCACUUUGAACCUGAAGAACUGAAACCACCCCCAAAUCUUCCACUUCCUGCUGAAUCCUUCAAACCCACAAAUGGAACAAUGUGCUACGCAAAUCCAGCCAUAGCUGAGGCCAAUGGAAAUUUGAAUUUUGAUAACGUCAGUGUGAUCUCUGGACAGAAAGAAGAAACUCAAAGCAGCUCAUGCAAAUGUUUCAAGGGACCUUCAUUGUCAGAGAUUGGCACAAUUGCCUGGAUGAUCACACUGAGUGAUGCACUGCACAACUUCAUUGAUGGGUUAGCUAUUGGUGCAUCCUUCACACUUUCCCUGCUUCAGGGAAUUAGCACAUCUAUAGCAAUCCUGUGUGAAGAAUUUCCUCAUGAACUGGGAGAUUUUGUCAUCCUCCUUAAUGCAGGAAUGAGCACACGCCAAGCUUUGUUUUUUAAUUUUUUGUCAGCAUGCUCCUGCUAUGUUGGGCUAGCUUUUGGGAUAGUGGUAGGCAACAACUUUGCUCCAAACAUUAUCUUUGCAAUUGCUGGAGGGAUGUUCCUAUAUAUUUCCCUGGCAGAUAUGUUUCCAGAAAUGAACGACAUGAUGAGAGAGAAAGUAACUGGAAGGAAAACGGAUCUAGCCUUUUUCCUUAUCCAAAAUGUGGGCCUGCUCACAGGAUUUGCUGCUAUCCUGCUGAUCACCUUGUAUGCAGGUGAUAUUGAACUGGAAUAAUGUGAUAAUGAAGCUGUGAAGAUGAAUACACUUAGUAAUAUAUUUUUUUUAAAAAAUGGAAGAACUCUUGAACUCCAUAAAGGGACUUGGAAAAUAUAAAGGAUUUGUUUCAGUACUUACUUUCUUCAGGCAUUUAAAAACUAAACAAACAAAAAGGUUGUUCAUAGGGAUCAUCAAAAUCAGUGCUAGGACAAAGGUUUUCCUUCAACAUCUGUACAUUAUGAUAAUUAUUUUUGCAAAACUCCAGCGAUGACUUAAAAUUGUGAGAGACUUAUUAGAUUCAGGGAGACCCUUUGCCUUCAAAAACUGCACUAUUCCCUGGCAUCAUGAAGAGCUCUGGAUUGAGACAUUUGUGCUUUCAAGUGAGAAAUUAUGAUGGCACCUUUGUCAUUGUAGCCCUCAAAGGUACUGCAUUCUUCUUCCAUGGUGUUAAGUUUUAGACACAUCUGCAGUAUGUUGCAGGAUAAAAUAAACUAGACUUUUAGUGCAAGGUUACCUAUAUUGAGUCAGAGGUAAGUGCCAUUAAGGAUAAUAAGGCUUACUCCAAGGUAAGUGUGUAUAAUUUGCUGCCUCACCGAACAGUUUUACAGGGCAAAAGUGGGUCCGUCUAUAGCACAUGGUCUGCCUUUUCCUAUGUCCUGUCAGGUUUGCACCACCUGGGCAAAAAUUGAAGGUGAAUUUUUCUGCCUUUCUGGCUACCUUUUCUCUGGUGGCUUGUGGCCUCCAUGUCUGUAGAACAAUUAAUACACUCUGGAUUUUAAUCUGAACGUCAAGAGAACUUUCCAAGGGGCUCAACACUAUUCCUGAAAUAGGUUUUGCACUUUGAUAUCUUCAUUAAAGUUUGCAGUAAAAUGCAGCAUGUAUUUACUGUUUCUUUGACAUGGAAGCCACAGAACCAUUGAAAAUAAUGCAUUUUGGUUCCAUUGAUUCCAGUGGGAUAGAGUUUGCACUGUGUCUCUUCAGUUUUGGGGACUUGUCAAAAGAAUAGGAAGGCCUGGAUCAUGGGGGUUUCAUUGGCCUUUCCUGGUCUCUCCAAUCCCAUCUGACAGGAGUACUGGCUGCAAUAUUUUUCUGCAGCUUUGUGGACUCAGAGAGUGGAUUUUUCUCGUCACUUUCAUAGAAGAAGUUCCAACAAAAUCCUAUAGCCCUUGUCCUGUGGCUCAAUGGAUUCUUGCAUUAGCUGACAAGAGCAUUUAAUGCAAUACCACCACCUCCAUAAGAGCUUGUAGACUUCUGUAAUUAACUGUGAUACCAGUAACAGUUUCAAAAUAGGUUUAGGUUUUUCCUCCUUAAGGGGAAAUAAUUUUUUAAAAAUUGCUUCAGAAAGUUUGCAUAAAUGAUGCAAAGAUUCUAGUUACUAAUUGACAGUGGAUUAAUUAUACCACUUACUGCUUUUGAUCUUCCUCUUUCAAGGGGAUUGUGGGCUUAUAGAAAUGGCAUUUUUAAUAAGCAAAUGCCCUGAUGCUAAAAUUUCAACAAUAUCUUACAUACGUAAUGCUGAAAAGUCUUCAGGUUUUUAAAAAUGAUUAAAAUCUAAGUAUUUUUAAUAUCGCAGUUUAUAGUGUAGUGCAUCUACAACAAAAUGGUGCUGAAUCACAAUUGUUUUAGGUUGCAAAUGAAGUUUUGAAAGCUUCAUGUGACAGUUUUCAUAGAAAUGGAUCCACCUCAAAUGGCAGCAAUGGUUGGUUGAGUGCUGGCUUAUUUGUGACUUAAUCUUCAGCUGUUUCCUGUUUGUGGAAGCUCUGAUACAGGGCCAGCUCACAACAUUUUGCUGCAUAAGAUUUAAAACAAGAUGAUACCCCCCCCCCUCAAUUCCGUGUACAAAAGCCAGCUAGAUUGGAAAUUAAGCCUUACUGAUACUGGAAGAACAUCCUCCACUUAACCAGAAGGCAGCAGGGGUACACAAUAUUGAACAGAAAUUGGUCUUUUCCAGCACUUCGCUGCUGCCUUCUAUCAUUUGCCACUUGAAGUGACCCCCUCACUCUGGUCAGUGUUGGGGUGGCCAUGCUCUAAUAUGUGCACAAAGCACCUUCACCCAUCAGAACUGUGCAUUGACUUCAGUAGGUAGCACAGAUCUGUGCCUAGUACAGCUCUGUGCCUCAGGACAGAAGAUUGUGCAUGUAACAAUUCCAUAUAGCUAUUAGAGAGGAAAUGCAAUCUGGAUUAGUGCCAUGGAUUAAGGUUGUUAAUUCACUAUGCAAGGUUUUUCAUUAAAGUAGAAAUUGUUCAGCUGUCCAGAAGAUGUUGAACUGCCCCUUCCACCAGCCCUAGCCAAUAUAGCUAUUGGCAAGGAAUUCUGGAACUUGCAGUACAACAAUCUCUGUGAAGCUGCACAAUGAACACUUUUGCUUUUGAGAGAUUUAUUCUGUUUGCCUGCCUGCACUUUUUUAUUCUGGCUACCAAUGGCUCUCUAGUGUCCAAAGAGCGGUCUUUACAAGGCCUGGUACCUGAACAAUCUUUAAACUAGGACUGGGACCAUAAGACCCUACAGAUUUUUAAAUGUUUGUGUAUAGAAAUAAACUGAACCUUCCCCACCUCCCAAUCUGGCAUAAUCAGUUCACACAAUGCAUGGCAUUUCCCUUGAAUCUGGCAUGAUCAGGACACACAAUAUACACCUCUAUCCACACCAAACUUGAGGUAUACCCUCUUAACCUGGUUGUCUCUGAAGUUUGUAGGAAACACUGGUGUUCCCUGCAGUGUACACUACUGGAUUAACACUGCAUAAAGGGAGGUAGGAGAGGGGAGGCCAGGCCUGGCAGUUACUGCCAUUUUCCUUCAGCAUCUCCCACCACUGACAGAGCACUACCUGGGCACCACCAUUUAUAAAUGCCCAGGCUAGUUCUCUACUCAGAAUGAAACUUUAAGAAAGUAUUUUUCCUGCUUGUGCAGUGCCUAGUGCCUCAUUUUGUCAGUGUAUGUUGCUGCCAGCAGUGGUGCUGCGAAGGAAAAAACCCAGUUCCUCUUUGGAAAGACAUUUACAGAAAGGUGUGUUCUGAGGUCAGAAUGAUGUGCUUGGUGCCCAGAAUUAUUAUUAUUAUUAUUACUAUUUAUUUAUUAACACCCCACCUUCCUCCAGGUAUCGGGACUCAAGGCAACCAACAAAAUUUAAAACAGCCCAAGUUAAAACAAUACAAAGCAUUACCAAUACAAAGUUUAAUUAAAAAAAAAACCUAAAAGGCUACGUAUCAAAAUGUAAAAUUUUAACUGUUUAUAAAAGAGGUAAGCUGGUAAAAACUUUCUAUAAACAUUAUUCUGGAUGGGAAACUGGCCUGGUAAAUGGAAGUGCCUGCUAGACAGUGAUCUGUCCUGGCUCUGGAAUUGACAGGAAAGGCAGUAGUGGCAGACCGAAUGUCCAUAUGUGCAAACUACUGCAGAAAAAAACAGGUGUGGGGUGAAGGAUUAUGGAAAUUCUUCCUGGCCCUAGUCUUCAGGUUCUUCACUCCUCCUUUAACCCAAAGAUAUUGAAACUGGCUUGAUAUGAAUGCAAAGCACGUUGCUGUGUUAUUACGUCCCCUUUUGACCCAUUAUUAUGUAUACAGUUUUUAUAUGCAGAUAAAUUCAAGCAAAAAGAAUACAUUGUAUUCUUUUAUUCAUUUUGAUUCAGACCCGAUUCUACAUUUUGAUAAAUAUGAAUUUUCUUGCUAUAAUUUAGUUCAUGCAAAUUGUAUAUUACUUGCAUUCCAAAAACCUGUGCUGCUGCUAAUAAUAAUAAUAAUAAUAAUAAUAAUAAUAAUAAUAAUAAUAAGCUUGAUAAUUGCAGGCAGGAAUGGGAAAAGGAAAUAUGUGCCAUAUUUCUCUUCCAUUACAAUGCUGUUUGGAGGAAGUGUGCAAUAUUUAUUAUAAAAUUAUCUAUAUUUUCCUUGCUGCUAGGAAACUAUAACAAUUUCACAACUCUGAGGAUAUUGGUGCUCACACUUCUCUGUCUGCCUUUUGAGCUGAGAUUGGACCAUUCCUCAUUUAUUGUUAAAACUUUUCUUGUGAAGCAAUAAAAUGCAUUUGGAAUAUUGAAA
This is a messenger RNA of Sceloporus undulatus (fence lizard), 5763 nucleotides long. It is a transcript of the gene SLC39A8, whose product is annotated as solute carrier family 39 member 8. Gene Ontology annotation, cellular component: membrane. The transcript is spliced from 8 exons. The record is from RefSeq and is a predicted model, not a curated record. Bases 305 to 1753 code for a protein of 482 amino acids. NCBI's taxonomy places the organism in Eukaryota, Metazoa, Chordata, Lepidosauria, Squamata, Phrynosomatidae. Gene Ontology annotation, molecular function: zinc ion transmembrane transporter activity. Gene Ontology annotation, biological process: intracellular zinc ion homeostasis; zinc ion import across plasma membrane.